UUCUUGUGAGGUUUUCGCUGGCGUUCCUUGGAAAAUCUAGUUCUACCCGCCCCCGAGGCUACGAUUCAAGGGUAUUCAAUUAGUCAAUAUAGCCCACACGACGCUCUUAAUAUAAAAGUGAACUUUUUUUUGUCCAGUCUGGCAGCACUAAAAAAGUAGCGCCUUUCGGUGUGACCAGCUGCCGUAUAUAUAAGAAGUCGGGCGCAUUAAUCUCCUAAAAUAUAAUAAAACAAAUAAUUUCAAAUGAAUGAUUCCUCCGAUUCGGAAUACGAGGACGUAGAGUACUUGGUCUUCGCAGAUUUCAAGAAAUCCAUCGAACCCAACGAGCUGAAGCACGAGGAUGCGGCCAUCAAGGUUAUUGGGAUCGAGAGCGAUACUCCCAUGGCUGAGGUGAAUGGUCACAUCUAUAGGGGUCGCUACGAACACUCCGUGGGCACUAAUUUGUUCUUUGAGAAGGACAAGCGGGAAGACAAGCCAGCCGGCGAUCCUCUGUACGAGUCCGUGUGUCGCCAGCGGUACAAGUACGUUGAUAAGUCUACCAAGGUGAUAUCCUUCGAGCGGACCUACAUAGACAACUUGCAGCAGCUGCUGGCCGAAAAGUCGGCCAAGGCUGAAGAGGGCGAACAGGUGGGGCCUGAGCAGUCCCUUAAAUUGAAUAUAACCUACAAGGAGGCGAUAAACAAGUUCGGGGAGGAUCCAUAA
This is a messenger RNA of Drosophila kikkawai, 702 nucleotides long. Lineage: Eukaryota; Metazoa; Arthropoda; Insecta; Diptera; Drosophilidae. The record is from RefSeq and is a predicted model, not a curated record.